CAAAACAGAACACGCCCACCCCAGUUGUCUGCACGAUUAAUUACAAUGAGCAAAUGACACUGAUGUAUGGAGAUGGACGGUUAUUAUCAGAAGACGUAGAUAAAGAAAACUAUCCUUCAGUUUACUGCAAACAAGCAAUAUGCUGAGACGUCUCAAAUCACACCUAGACACAGCAGUAGACAAGGUCUGGUCCACAGAGGUCAAAGAUGAGAGUGAAAAACCAAUCAGAUAUGAGUACAGUCGACCCGAGUUCCUGCGACUGAAUGCAGAGAAGUUAAAAGUGUCCCAGGACUUUAUGACUCGACCCAUUGUGACAUCUAAUGAACCAAUGGUUCUUCCUUUCAAUGCAGGAUAUGCAGAAUGUAUCAAUGGUGGAAAAAGUAACAUGAACGAAGACCAGGCUACAGCUAAGCAGUACUUCCUGGAUCUGGACACACAUGAACUGACUGAAUCCAGUGAGGACUUCCCAACAACCAUACAAAUGACAGAUGUGGCAGCAGGAAGGAUAUCUAAUAAAUUAACCUUGACCUACUUUGGGAUGUUUGACGGCCAUGCGGGUCCUGAUGCAGCCCUGUGGUCAUCCAAACUUCUCCACAAACACAUUGUUGAUCGACUGAAGAGCAAGACAGAGGUUCUGAAAGCCAAGAUCUUGUCCAUGGACCCGGAGAACCACAAAGAGAAAAAUAGCCAUGACUCAGAGAAGUUUGGUCCACUGGAUGUUGUGUCUCUAGAUAGUCUGAUUGUGGGAGCCCUUGAGGAAUCUUUUAUAGCUAUGGAUGAUCAGAUCAAGAGAGAAAAAACAACGUACUCAAUACGAGGAGGAUGUGCUGUGAUAGUAGCCAUUUUUAUCUUUGGGAAACUCUUUGUGGCUAACGCUGGGGACUGCAGGGCAGUGGUGUAUAAUAAAGGCCGAGCAGUCAGAUUAUCAAGGGACAUGACUCCCUACUCAGAAAGAAACAGAAUCCUUGCCCUAGGUAUGGCAAAGCCAGACCUUUUACAUGAAGAGUUUACAUGUUACGAGUAUCUGAAGAGGAUAACUAGGAGUGAUAUAGGAAAACCAAUUCUCUAUAGAGGACCUACUAUGGCCGGCUGGGGCUACAAAAUAGCUGACCAAGACGAUCUGAAAGUACCUCUUAUUACCUGUACUGGAAAUAAGUCUCGAUUGAUGCAGACAAUUGGGGUUGCUAGAGGUUUUGGUGACCACGACCUGAGGUUAUACGACUCCAAUAUCUACAUGAAGCCAUUCCUGUCAGCAGUUCCAGAAGUGUGUGUAUAUGAUCUAAAGACAGCUGAUUUAGAUGACAAUGAUGUCUUGGUGAUAGGAAGUGAUGGUUUAUGGGAUUUAUUGAAAGUCGAAGAGGUCCGAAAAUCCGUGAGCGACGUACUCCAUCUAUACAAUGUAAACAACCAAAAAAGAUAUUUAUCUGUGGCUGAGGAACUUGUGACAUUAGCUCGCGGAACAUUCAGUGGAAACAACUGGAAGAAAAAGAAUGGAGAACCAGGCUCAUUUGAUGACAUUACUGUGUUUGUAACACCUCUAAAACACUGACCCAUGUACGAUAUAAAUCUUAUGAUAAUGUGGUUUGUAAAUAUAGGUGAUGCCGUUUAUCUCUGAAAUCUUAGUUUAAAGGGGCAGGACACAGUUACAUUGUCGUUUUGUUUACAAUUUUAAAUUCCAUCUUUUUUUAAAAUCAGUUUAAUGAAUAUUACUGACAUGAAAAUCCUUAAAAUUCAAUGAAAAUAAUAAUCUUUUUUAACAUCAAGCACUAUUUGUAAACAUGGACACAAGCUCUGUUAUAGUUAAUUUUUACCGUUUUACCGGUUGUUUUCAGUUUACUAACUGCACACAUCACUGAACACGAACUGACAACACUGCUUUGUUAGUUUUGCUUUCUCACAUUUCUAUUCUAACUUUACCUGAUUAUUGUUUUAAUGUCUUAUAUAAAUACACUGCAAAUUUUCUAUUUUUUUUUUCUUAAAUACUUAGAAUAUUUUUUUUUUGAGAGAGUGCAAGUAUGCUUGACAAACAAACACGCCCAAAAUUUGUACUUUUAAGAAUUUCAGACAAAUGAAGUUUCUAAUAAAGCUUUUAUCAUAUAUCGCUCUGAUAUGCUUUCGCAACAUGUACCGAAAAUCGUGAAAAAUAUUAACUUCAAAUCUGUGUCCAUGCCCCUUUAACAUUAUUGGAUGCUGCUCAAGUGAUUAUGGAAUUAGUGCUGCUAGAACAAAUCAAUCCAUAUAUUGAUUUUUUUUUAAUUAAAAAGAAAGAGACUAUGUGUGAUUGACAUCAUGUGAUUUAUUGUUUUACGAUGUGAUAAAUUCCACAUUUUGUUUUUGUUUUAAUAAACUUUUAACACAU
Molecule: messenger RNA, 2359 nt
Organism: Saccostrea echinata
Lineage: Eukaryota; Metazoa; Mollusca; Bivalvia; Ostreida; Ostreidae
Product: protein phosphatase 1H-like
Exons: 11
Coding region: 140-1549 (469 amino acids)
Biological process (GO): protein dephosphorylation
Molecular function (GO): protein serine/threonine phosphatase activity; cation binding
Source: RefSeq, a predicted model, not a curated record